UCACUGAACACAGGAAAUGUGUGUAAUGCUAACAGCUGAAAGACACAUGCUUCAUAUCAGCAGCAAUUAAAACUGAUGGGAAACAUCAUUGGAACCAUGGGGUGCAGCAGUUCUAUAGCUGACAGAACAUCAGAGAAAGUCAUUAGAUCUGCUAUUCUCAUCCAGAAUUGGUACCGCUUUAGAAUGGCCCGGCUAGAGAUGAGGCGCCGCUAUUCUCUGAGCAUCUUUCAGUCCAUUGAAUAUGCUGAUGAGCAAGAUCAACUACAGCUAUCCAACUUUUUUACAUUCAUGCUGGAUCACUGUACUCCAACUGAUGCAGUUUCUGAAAUUUUUGCCAGCCCCUACAUUUCUCAGGUGGUAGGAAAAGGCUUAUGUUUAACAGAAUUUGAAAAGAAGAUUGAUGUUCCAGACUCCUAUUAUGGACCGCGACUCUCUUUCCCUCUUACUAUUGAUGAUGCCAAUGCUCUUCUUCAUGCUUUCAAGAGUGAACAGCUGCUUCAUGCCCACUACGUACUGCAGCUGCUGUAUGAAACUAGGAGGGUUCUCAAGGAAAUGCCAAAUAUCACCCGUAUUUCAACUUCCUACUCCAAGGAGAUAACUGUCUGUGGAGAUUUGCAUGGAAACCUGGAUGAUCUUUUGCUGAUAUUCUAUAAGAAUGGUCUGCCUUCAGAACAAAACCCUUACAUCUUUAAUGGUGAUUUUGUUGACAGAGGGAAAAAUUCUAUGGAAAUUAUUAUAAUCCUGUUCGCAUUUCUUCUUAUCUACCCCAAUAAUUUGCACUUGAACAGAGGAAACCAUGAAGACUACAUCAUGAACCUGAGAUAUGGCUUCACAAAGGAAGUUUCGAGGAAGUAUAAGGACCAUGGGGAUCAGAUUUUGUGUCUUCUGCAAGAUGUCUUUAGCUGGCUUCCCCUUGCCACUAUAAUUGAUAACAAAGUUCUUAUCCUGCAUGGAGGGAUUUCAGACACCACAGAUUUGGAUUUCCUGAACGCACUUGAGAGAAGUAAGGUGAAAUCCGUGAUGCAGCCCCCAAGGUCAGUAAGAGUCAGACAGGACCACGUGAAGGAGAGCAUUCGCACAACCAGACCCAGUGAACAGACUGCCAAGCAGAAUCUUGCACGGAAAACACAACGCAUCUCUUUAUCAGGCUCCACUGGACCUUCAGGCUCAAAUUUGUCUCCAGACCCUUCCGUGAAGGAAUGGAAACAAAUCCUUGACAUUCUCUGGAGUGAUCCAAGAAGCCAAAGGGGCUGUACACCAAACAAGAGUCGAGGAGGAGGUUGUUACUUUGGUCCUGAUGUCACUGCCAAGCUGUUUAAAAAGUAUAAUCUGAAGAUGCUCAUCAGGUCUCAUGAAUUUAAGCCAGAAGGUUAUGAUAUCAGUCACAAUGGGAAGGUUAUCACUAUAUUUUCUGCCUCUAACUAUUACGAAGAGGGGAGCAACCGGGGAGCAUACAUCAAACUGAAUCCUGAACUGAUUCCUCGGUUUGUACAGUAUCGAGUCAGCGAGCACACACAGAGGGAGAAUCUUCACGACAGGGUGGGUACAAUUGAAUCAUCUGCCUUAAAGUCCUUACGAGAGAAGAUUUAUGCUUACAAGCCUGAACUUACUAGUGCUUUUGCACAGUAUGACCUCAAUGGCACAGGCAGGAUUUCUGUCCAUGACUGGGCUGCUGCAAUGGAGUCUGUCCUACAGCUGGGACUGCCCUGGAGGAUGCUGCGGUCUCAGUUAGUACAGAUGACCCCGGAUGGAGAAGUUGACUUCAUGUCAUGUUUUUAUGAUCUGAAAAUAAGUCAACCUGUAAAGGAGGUUCAGCCAGCUUUGGUGGAAACACUGUGCAGAUACAGAAAAGAUCUGGAGAUCAUCUUUAAUAUCAUUGACAAAGAUCACUCAGGUCUGAUUUCCCUUGAGGAGUUUCGUCACACAUGGAAACUCUUCACUUCUCACCUGGGCAUUGAUGUAACCGAUGAAUCCCUUGACAAGUUAGUCCUCAGCAUAGACUACAACAAAGAUGGCUACAUUGACUUCAAUGAGUUUUUAGAGGCCUUUCACGUGGUUCAUAGACUAGAGAGAAAGGCAAAUUCAUGAAAAAGCAGAUCUUCUUGUGGACUAUGAUGGCAGCUCACAUUCCCAUUGAAAUCAUAAGCAGUCUGGGAAACUGGUAAUAAAUGGGCUCAAUAUGGUACUUGUGGCUGUCACUGCGUAAGCAUUUCUUUUGUCCCUUUUGGGUGACAUACACCUGAUUGAUUGAUAGUAAUGAGACCAAGGAGAUGAAAACCCACUGCUUUUGGUAUUACUGUGUCACUGCCACAUCAGUACAACUUAUCCUCCCACUUGGUGGCAUCUCCCCCAUAAGUCUAAGCCAUGAACACUGUCACAGAUGCACCUUCAGCCCCAUGAGAAGAGAAACUUGGGCAUGUUUCUGACAGCAGCCCUUAGCAAUGGCUGAGAAACAGCACUGGUGACCACAAGGAACGUACCAGAUCCUCCAUAGUGAUACCACAGGCACAACAGCCCCAGAGAGGAAAACAAGGCAGAAUCACCAUCUAGUUAAAAUAAGGGGUUUUGCUUUUAAUCCUGCUCCUUGCGUGACACAGUGGAAUUACAACAUUCCAGGUCACUACCUACCCUCCUCCUUAGAGUUUACAGGCACAACUCAGAGUGUCUUAGCUGAAUGGCGUUUACUCUUGCACGAGGUUUCCUCUUGCCACUUGUUACUUUUCCCUGCAUUUCUUGGCAUUUGGAGCUAAGCAACAAUCAUAACUUGUCACCCCAACAAAGGCUGAAGCCUCAGCAUGCUCAUGUCACCCAUGCUAGAUCACUAAAUAAAGCUUUGGCUUCCACA
Molecule: messenger RNA, 2845 nt
Organism: Strigops habroptila (Kakapo)
Lineage: Eukaryota; Metazoa; Chordata; Aves; Psittaciformes; Psittacidae
Gene: PPEF1
Product: protein phosphatase with EF-hand domain 1
Exons: 16
Coding region: 76-2088 (670 amino acids)
Biological process (GO): detection of stimulus involved in sensory perception
Cellular component (GO): nucleus; cytosol
Molecular function (GO): manganese ion binding; calcium ion binding; protein serine/threonine phosphatase activity
Source: RefSeq, a predicted model, not a curated record